AUGGCUGCUUCUUCGACAUUUUCCUACGCGCAAGCCGCCAAGGGCCAAGGCGCGUCCCCUGCUGCUGCCUCACCAAAUUUGGCAUCGCAACCUCAAACCGCCGCCUCCCCCGCGGUGCCCGAUGUCGCCGUCGAGUCUUUGGAUGUUUCGCGCCCUGCCGAGGCUCGCCCUGCUGUGACGGCCGAGAAGCACGACAUUGAUAGCAACAUUGGCUCUGAGAGUGACCUACGCUCUGAGACCACUCACGACAGACGCUCCGAAUCGAGACGGGAUGACGAUUCUGGAAGAUUAGAUCGCCCAUGGAGGCGGAAUGACAAAGGCACGAGGUCCUCAAGCACGGCUACGCGGUCGGUUGAUGAGCAGGAACCGAGAAAACCACGCAAGGGCAAGAAGUCCAAGGCAUCAUCAGAGAAACAGUACAACGAUCAGGCAUCAGGGGCUGACAAGGACAAGGAGGCUGCUCAGCAGGCACCCAAGGUGGAGUUGUCUGAGGCCCCCAUUCCCUCUGUGAAUAUUUGGCACCAGCGAAAGGAGCAGCAACAGUCCAAGCCCAAGCCUUCACUUUCUGAGGCUAUUUCCAAUGGUACUUCUACGCACGAGACCGAGGCAAAGAAGCCUACCAAGGAAUCUACCCCCACGACCCUGUCCAAAGAGAAUGCACCCACAAAUGGUGUCAAGUCAAAUCGCAAGAACGGUGACUCAUCCCGUUCAGAACGAAAUGCCAGCCGAGGCUCCCGGUUGGCUGACAAGGAUGGCAAGAGUGAGCUGCCUCCUCCUGUUGAAGAUGCUGCUUCUUGGCCCACUCCCGAAAUUGCUAUCAAGGAGGAACAGAAGAAGCCUGCUGCUGGCAAGCCUGCUCCUGUACAGGAGAAGGAACCUCAGGAUGAUGGAUCCCAGAACAGGCGACCCAAAGAGAAGUGGGUAACCUACGACUAUGUUCCUACAGUCAACUUUGAGACCCAACUGCCCCAGAUGCGAAGCUCCAAACCCCGUGGUGGUGCCCGCAACGCCAACGGCGGGCGAAGUGCCACCACUGCUGCUACUCAGUCUGGCGAUAAGGCCGCCUCCAAUGCUGCGCCGAGCAAACCCGCCGAGUCCAAGGAACGGACCAAGGAGAACGCCACUGGUUCCAACAGGAACACAUCGCUUCCCCCAGCCUCCAAGCGAACGUCUAUCGACACCAGCAAUGCUCCCAAGGAACAAAAGAAGCUUGCUGCCGCUCACUCUGGCAAUGACAAGGCCAGAGAUGCCACAUCGGCCCAAUCAUCUAACACCAAUAAUGCCCGCUCCGAAGGCCGAACUGAUAGAGGACGAGGCGGCUACCGAGGAAGGGGUGCCCACAACCCUGUCAAUACGCACUCGCAGCACCAGCUUAGCAAUGCAAACUUUGCCAACAACAACGGACAAGUCUCAGGCAGACCUCAAGGUCCCUACAGCCCUCCACCACGACAAGGCCCUCACGGCCCUGGCUUCAUGCCCCCUUCCCAGCAGCGAGGAGGACGAGGUCGCAGCGGUGCUGCUAACAACUUCCACCGCAUGUCCCUUCCCAACGGCGCCACCCGUCUACCUCCCAUUCAGGCUCAGUUUGGCUCCUACGAGUAUCCUAUGCCUCCCAUGUCUGCCAUGCCUUACCAGGCGCAGCCUCCCUACUGGGAUAAUAUGGUGAUGGCGGUCCUCAAGAACCAGAUCGAGUACUAUUUCUCAAUUGAAAACUUAUGCAAGGACAUGUAUCUGCGAAAGCGCAUGGAUUCUCAGGGCUUUGUCAACCUGCAUUUCAUUGCCGCUUUCAAACGUAUUCGGGAGCUGACGUCGGACAUGGGCAUGAUUCGAGCCGUCUGUGAAUCCUCGACUGACCUUGACUUUGUGUCUGGCGAGGAUGAUAUUGAGCGAUUGCGACGGCGCAACGGUUGGCAGAGUUUUAUCUUGCCAAUGGAGGAUCGUGAUGACUUUGCUCGCAACGCCGGCCCAGUACAUCUGACCUUCAAGAACCGUCCUCUCAACUUUGCACCCCAAUUCAAUGGUGCCAUACCUGGGUCGUACGGCAUGAACCCACCCAUGGGCUUUUCUCCCCAAGGCGAUGCUCCAUUCCCACAAUUUCCCGAAGGUGUGCCUGCUGGUCAGCCUGUAAAUGGCCUGGUCAAUGGCAACGGCCACGGUCAUGGCAGCACCCAGCUGUCUGCUGACGUUCCUGACUUCUCCCCUUCAGGUUUGACAAGCCACGGGUUUGACGCACAGCACCAUGGCCCUGAAUCAACCAAUGGUUUAACUAAUGGGGUCCACGUCGAGUAA
Messenger RNA from Pochonia chlamydosporia 170, 2289 nucleotides. RefSeq names its product La domain family. The coding region runs from base 1 to 2289 and encodes 762 amino acids. The record is from RefSeq and is a predicted model, not a curated record. Gene Ontology annotation, cellular component: cytoplasmic stress granule; cytosol. Gene Ontology annotation, molecular function: RNA binding. Gene Ontology annotation, biological process: positive regulation of translation. NCBI's taxonomy places the organism in Eukaryota, Fungi, Ascomycota, Sordariomycetes, Hypocreales, Clavicipitaceae. The transcript is spliced from 2 exons.